This is a messenger RNA of Moneuplotes crassus, 490 nucleotides long. NCBI's taxonomy places the organism in Eukaryota, Ciliophora, Spirotrichea, Euplotida, Euplotidae. The record is from the annotation of a GenBank genome assembly.
GAACAUGGAAGAGUCCCAGAUCAAGCACUGGCAGGUUAUUUACCCAGCCUACAUCAACAAGAAGUUGACAAUCCAGCAAGGAAGGAGAGUUGGCAAGGAAGUUGGAGUAGCAAAUCCAACUUUGCCUGAAAUAGCACAGAUAUGACAAUCUCUUGGGCUAAAAUCUUGCAUGGAACCUCACAAAGGAUACCCAAAGAACCCUUUCACUAGAGGAAGAGUUAAAGUGCUUCUAAAAGACGAUGAUGGUCAAAUGCAGCAUGAUACUAUAAUGACAAAGAAAGCUUUGCUGCUUAAACUCUGCCAGUUAUUUCCUAAACUAAAGACUAGGCAAGAGAACCCUGAUGGAGUCGAUGCUGCUCUUGAAGAAGAAAAAGCUUUAGAGGCAGCAGCUAAUGCUGAACCAGCUCCUCAGACAAGAGCUGAGAAGAAGGAACAAAAGAAAGCAGAGAAAAAGAAGAACAAAAAGAAGGGUAAGAAGAAAUGCUGUUAA